UUUCAACCGAUAAUUUUUUUACCAAGAUGUAAAAAUAAAAAAAUACUAGUAAAUGAGUAGAUUUUGAGAACAAUUGCAGCGGAAAGGGGCGAAUCUUGUGUAGUAGAAAAACCCUUCGUCUCCCCAAAACCCAGAGAAAAGCACGCCAUAGACAUGGAAAUCGACGGCAAACCAGCUGAAGAAAUGAAGGACGACCUGUUUAAGGCGGCGGAAUCCGGCGAUUCCUCGGUUUUCAAGUCGCUCUCUGAAGAGCAGCUCGGCCAAGCCAGCCGCCUCCGCAAUGAAGACGGUCGUUCUAUCCUCCACGUCGCCGUUUCGUCCUCGCAGACCGAGGUGGUGGAAGUCCUAGCGGCCGCAACCCCAUCAGUUGUAAACAGCUGUGAUGAAGAAGGCUGGGCACCUCUGCACUCUGCUGCAAGCAGUGGCAAUAUUAAAAUUGUGGAAAUUUUACUCAACAGCAGUGCUGAUGUAAAUAUGAAAAAUGACGGUGGCCGAACAGCUCUCCAUUAUGCUGCCAGCAAAGGUCUUCUAAAAAUCGCUGAAACUUUGGUUUCUCAUGGUGCAAAGCUCAAUGUCAAGGAUAAGUUCGGAUGCACUCCAUUGCAUCGUGCAGCAAGCACUGGGAACAUGGUGUUGUGUGAAUUCUUGAUUGAGGAAGGAGCAGAGGUUGAUGAAAGUGAUAGAGCAGGGCAAACGCCACUCAUGACUGCAGUAGUAUGCGAUAACAAAGAUGUUGCUCUCCUUCUUAUAAGACAUGGAGCUGAUGUGGAUGCCAAGGACAAAGAAGGAUACACCGUUCUUGCCCGGGCAUCGACUCAUCUGCGCCCGAGUUUAGUUGAUGCUGCUCAGGCUAUGCUGGAAGACUGACAACAUAAUACUCUCCUUACAUUUUUUUUGUUGCUUUUGUUGUUUUGCGAUCAUUUUAGUGCUUUUUCGAAGGUUUUACUUUUACCCAAAGUCAUGAACGCCUUUCAACUUAUUGCAUUUUUUUGUAUAAGUAUAUUGCUAGUAAAUGUUUGAAUGUGUUUAUUGCGGGUCAUGAUAUUCCCACAUUAAGCUUGGGUUGGAAUUUAGAUAUUUAGUUCUGAUUCUAGAAAUAAA
This is a messenger RNA of Salvia miltiorrhiza (redroot sage), 1101 nucleotides long. RefSeq lists its product as uncharacterized. The transcript has 5 exons. Bases 154 to 867 code for a protein of 237 amino acids. Gene Ontology annotation, cellular component: cytoplasm; nucleus. Lineage: Eukaryota; Viridiplantae; Streptophyta; Magnoliopsida; Lamiales; Lamiaceae. Gene Ontology annotation, molecular function: protein binding. The record is from RefSeq and is a predicted model, not a curated record.